GGGAUUAUACUGCAACCACGAUACUGAAGUAUGCUGCCAAAUUCCUAAUAGCCAGGUCGAUGUGGACUUAAACGAUGUGUUGCCGAAGUUAUCUAAGAAGACAGUGCAUCCUACUAGUAUCAAUGAUCUCAUAUCUUCCGAAAAGAAGCUUUCUGCAGGGUCGUCGAUCAGGAUUGGUGGAACGGAUGGCACAUCACCUAUGGCCAUUCAGGUUAACGCUGAUGAGAACCUGGACAGAAAAACUCAAUACACAAGCGGUUCUUCCAUCCAAACAUCGACGCUAAAACCAACGAGAGAAGUAAAUUCGAACGAAAAUUCGAUCUUCGCUAGACCGAUCGACUAUAGCAAUGUCCAUUUUGAUAGCAACGUACGAUUCGCAUCGACUAUUCAAGGGCCUGAGUACCUCCCUCCACUUGUUGGUACAACCCCAUCAAUCUCCACCUAUCAACCAUCCAUCCCAACAACGCCCAGGCCAGCUUGUCCACCAGGAACACAACUUACCCCGUCUGGAAGAUGUGAGUCUGCUCAACCGCAGGAAUGUCCGCCAGGCACCAUAAGAAAACCUGACGGCACAUGUGAAAAACCAGCAUGUCCGUAUGGCUAUGAGCAACAACCUGACGGAAGCUGUAAGAGGCUACAACCUCCAACAACGCCUCAACCUCAACCUACUGCGACACCAGCAUGUCCACCUGGAAGGUACCCGACUGGAGGUGGUAGGUGUUCCUCGCCAACAACGCCAAGCUGUCCUCCAGGAAGCCUGCGUCGACCUGAUGGCAGUUGUGGUCCACGGACGGGUCCUACACCAGCACCCUGCCCUCCAGGCACACAUCUGACGUCUUUAGGUGAAUGCACUCCUGAUACUCAACAACAGUUGGUUUGCCCGUUCGGUUCAGUGAGACAACCUGAUGGCACCUGUCAGACAUCUUUGUCUCCCAGACCUUGCCCGCACGGAACGUUCUUAACUGCUUCAGGAGCUUGUGAAGCAAGUUCAACACCUACGACACCUGCAUCUAGAUGUCCACCGGGAACAAUCCAACAACCUGACGGAAGUUGCCAAAAGCCUGUAACGCCCCUUCCAACUUGCCCACCUGGAACAUUUAGGGGACCUUCUGGGGAAUGCAGACAACAACCAACACCACUGCCAGGAUGCCCAAUCGGUUCCACCCGUCAACCUGACGGAAGCUGCCAGAGAACAUGUCCUCCAGGAUCAUUCCCAGGACCUAACGGGGAAUGCAGAGGACUUUCUACACCAUCACCAACACCUGGACCUUCUCCUUCGUGCCCUCCAGGCUCAUACCCGGGACCCAAUGGAGAAUGCAGAGGACCUGCUACACCAUCACCAACACCUGGACCUUCAAGACCUUUUCCUUCGUGCCCUCCAGGAUCUUACCCGGGACCCAAUGGGCAAUGCAGGGGACCUGCUACACCAUCACCAACACCUGGACCUUCAAGACCUUCUCCUUCGUGCCCUCCAGGCUCAUACCCGGGGCUCAAUGGAGAAUGCAGAGGACCUGCUACACCAUCACCGACACCUGGACCGUCAAGACCUUCUCCUUCGUGCCCUCCAGGCUCAUACCCGGGACCCAAUGGAGAAUGCAGGGGACCUUUCACACCAUCAACAACACCUGGAUGUCCAGUAGGAACCGUUCAACAACCCGAUGGCAGUUGUCAAAGACCUUCGAGCCCUAGACCUUCUUGUCCUCCAGGUUCAUAUCUAGGACCGAAUGGUGAAUGCAGAAGAGCUACAACACCAGCACCGAUACCCAGAUGUCCAGUCGGAACAGUUCAACAAUCUGACGGUAGCUGUCAAAGACCUCCACAGCCUUGUCCUCCAGGAACUUACCAAGCACCCAACGGAGAUUGCAAGAGACGAACUACUCCAGCACCUAUAUGUGCACCAGGAACUAUUCAACAACCUGAUGGAAGUUGUCAGAAGCCUUCAACUCCAGCCACAACUUGUCCUGCGGGAUCAUUCCCAGGGCCCAACGGAGAAUGCCGAAGACCAACUGUGUGCCCCGUUGGAACUACCCAGCAGCCCGAUGGAAGUUGCCAGAGACCCACAAGUCCUACAUCCUGUCCUCCUAACACUUACUUAGGCCCUUCUGGUUCCUGCGAAUCGGCUCAAACCGGCUCCACCACUACCACCGGUACACCUGCCUACGAGUAUCCAAGACCAUGUCCACCUGGUACCGUUAAAACUGCAUCCGGGGCCUGCGAAGCACCACCUUCCUCUCCAAGACCUGCAUGUCCACCGGGCACCCGCUCUACUCCUUUCGGCACUUGUGAACCAAUCUAUUCCGCCACAACUCCAAAACCGCCUCCAAGACCAUUCGAACGUCCAACAACACCCGAGCUGAAAAAGGAUUACCUUCCACCCAAACCCACCACGCAGUACGUACCUUCAAUCACCACCCAUAGACCUCAUGAAACAUCUACCACCACAGAACACCGAACUAGUUAUAUUUCAUCCACUCAGCAUCCACCAUUCAGCACGCCACGACCAUUCACAGCUACUACUAAGCCAUCUUGUAAACAAGGGCAAAUACUUUCGUCUAACGGGGUUUGCGUAUAUCCUCAAACACCAGCCAAUACACCUGUUGCACGUCCUGUGACAUGUCCUCCUGGCACUGUGUUAUCUCCAUUCACUAAUGGAUGUGUGAAGAGUCCUCAAGGGUUCACUACAGGCUAUGACUAUCAAAAACCUACUACGCCUUCUCAACCGUCGGUACCAACUACUUCGUGCCCCAAAGGUACUAAACUCAAUCCCUUCACAAAACAGUGCGAUAAAGCUCCAGAGGUUACAACUGGUUAUGACUAUCCAAGACCUACUCCUCCAUCUAAGCCUCAGUGUGGUCCUGGCGAAACAUUGUUACCAUCUGGCACUUGUAGACCUACAAAACCAUAUGGACCAUCGUCUACUCCUAGACCAUCUUGCAAACCUGGUCAAAUAAUUUCGUCAUCUGGAGAAUGCAUUUAUCCAGCAAUUUCUACAACGAAAAAACCUUUUGGAUUAACAACAGCUAAACCUUGUCCUGCUGGUCAAGUUCCUUCUUCUUCCGGAUUUGGCUGUGAAUAUCCACGCAAACCAGUAACGGCUUGCCCUCCUGGUACAAUGCUUUCUUCGAUCUCGAGUAAAUGCGAAACAGUUACUGGAGUAACACCAAGUUACGAAUACCCAAAGCCUUCCACACCUUUCCCGGAACCACCACGCCCGACAUUAUCACCUAGACCACAAUGUGCACCUGGCCAGUCGUUAUCACCUUCAGGACAAUGUGUCUACCCAUCUAGGCCGGGAUCCCCAACGACUGUACCAUCUACGCCUAAGCCUUGUCCAGCAGGUCAAAUCCCUUCACCCUCCGGAUAUGGCUGCGAAUAUCCUAAACCAUCGACGCCACCUAUUCCAUGUCCCCCAGGCACUCAGCUUAAUAGCUUCACAAAGCAAUGUGACAGAACUUCUAAAACGACUGGUUAUGAAUAUCCCAGACCUACUGCUCCAACCAAGCCUACAUGCGGGCCUGGAGAGACCUUGACACUAUCUGGGAACUGCAGCCCUACAAAGCCGUAUGGCCCAUCGUCUUCUGGUAGGCCAACUUGUAGACCUGGUCAAGUGAUUUCUUCAUCUGGACAGUGUGUAUACCCAAGCUCUACUCCUAAGCCCUUCGGUCCAACAACGGCUAAGCCAUGUCCGCCUGGCCAAGUUCCUUCUAAUUCAGGAUUUGGUUGUGAAUAUCCACGUACACCGAUUCCGUCUUGCCUUCCUGGUACAGCACUUUCGCCAUACACUAAAGAUUGCGUGCAAGCUCCUGGUACAUCUACUGGUUACGAUUAUCAAAGACCAACUACUGCUGAAAGACCACAACCAACGACGGCACCUGGAGCAGAGUGUGGUCCUGGACAAUCGUUGUCUCCAACGGGUCAAUGUAUUGCUGUAUCGACAUCAACACCUGGACCAACUCAGCCAUCUUGUGGUCCAGGUCAAGUACUUUCGGCCUCCGGUGCCUGUACCUACCAAACCGCACCAACAUCAAAGCCUACUUUCGGUCAACCUACACCAGUUCCAUCAUGUCCUCCAGGUUCAAGGUUCUCUUCUUUCUCCAAGAAAUGCGAGAAGAUUUCCGGAGAAACACCAGGAUACGAAUAUCCCAAACCAUCAACGCCCUUCACAGAUCAGCCACGUCCUACGAUCACUCCUAGACCCCAAUGUGCACCUGGUCAAUCGUUAUCCCCUUCGGGACAAUGUGUGUACGAACCUAGACCGCGACCUCCAACAACAGAACCGUCUACCCUCAAGCCCUGCCCGCCAGGUCAAGUACCUUCUACUUCAGGAUAUGGCUGCGAAUAUCCAAAAAAAACUCCACAGCCUUCAUGUCCUCCAGGCACUAAGUUCAACAGCUUCACAAAGCAAUGUGACAGAACUGCCGAAACAUCGACAGGUUAUGAGUAUCCCAGACCUACUGCUCCAUCAAAGCCUGCAUGCGGGCCUGGAGAGACUUUGACACCAUCUGGAAAAUGUAGCACCAUAAAACCUUAUGGGCCAUCUCCCAAUCCUAGACCGUCUUGUAGACCUGGUCAAGUGAUUUCUUCAUCUGGAGAAUGUGUAUACGCAACAAGCGCUACACUCAAACCCUUUGGGCCAACAACGGCUAAGCCAUGUCCACCUGGCCAAGUUCCUUCUAAGUCAGGAUUUGGUUGUGAAUACCCCCGCACAACGGUACCGUCGUGCCCUCCAGGUACAAAACUUUCAGCAUUCACAAAAGAAUGUAUACAAGCACCAGGUAAAUCUACAGGUUACGAAUAUCCAAUACCUACUGCUCCUACUACGUCACAAAAAUCAAAACCGACAGCAACUCCUGGAGCUCAGUGCGGUCCUGGACAAUCAUUGUCUCCAACGGGACAAUGUAUCGCUGUGUCGACAUCAACACCCAGACCAACUGGAGUAUCUUGUCGCCCAGGUCAAGUACUUUCAGCCUCCGGUGCUUGUAUAUACCAAACCACAUCAACGACAAGGCCUACUUCUCUUAGACCAUCCUGCCCACCAGGUCAAAUACCGUCCGUAUCUGGCAUUGGUUGCGAAUACCCGAAAGGGCCUACACCAUGUCCUCCAGGAUCAAGGCUGUCUUCUUUCUCAAACAAAUGCGAGAAGGUUUCUGAAGUAACACCAGGAUACGAAUAUCCAAAACCAUCAACACCGUUCACAGAACAGCCGCGUCCGACACUAUCCCCUAGACCUCAAUGUGCACCUGGUCAAUCAUUAUCCCCUUCGGGACAGUGUGUCUACCCAUCUAGACCGGAAACAACAGGACCGUCUACGCCUAAGCCCUGUCCACCGGGUCAAGUACCUUCAACUUCGGGUUAUGGCUGCGAAUAUCCAAAAACAACUCCACAAGCGUCAUGUCCACCAGGCACUAAGCUCAAUAGCUUCACAAAACAAUGCGACAGAACUUCCGAAACAUCGACAGGUUAUGAAUAUCCUAGACCUACUGCUCCAUCCAAGCUUGCAUGCGGCGCUGGAGAGACCUUAACACCAUCUGGGAAGUGUAUUCCCAUAAGACCAAUUGCUCCUCCGUCAACUCCUAGACCAUCUUGCAAGCCCGGGCAAGUGCUUUCUUCUUCUGGAGAAUGCGUUUAUCCAACCAGUUCUACACCCAGACCACCCUUUGGACCAACAACGGCAAAACCAUGUCCGCCUGGUCAAAUCCCCUCUACUUCCGGGUUUGGUUGUGAAUUCCCCCGAACACCGGUGCCAUCUUGCCCUCCAGGUACAAAACUUUCACCAUUCACUAAAGAAUGCGUACAAACACCAGGUAAAUCGACAGGUUACGAAUAUCCAAGACCUACUGCUCCUACUACGCCACAAAAAUCAAAACCAACAGCAGCUCCUGGGGCUCAGUGCGGUCCUGGACAAUCAUUGUCUCCAACGGGACAAUGUAUCGCUGUGUCGACAUCAACACCCAGACCAACUGGCGUAUCUUGUCGUCCAGGUCAAGUACUUUCAGCCUCCGGUGCUUGCAUAUACCAAACCGCAUCAACGUCAAGGCCUACUUACGGUCCGUCUUCUCCUAGGCCAUCCUGCCCACCAGGUCAAAUACCGUCCGUAUCUGGUAUUGGUUGCGAAUACCCGAAAGGGCCUACACCAUGUCCUCCAGGAUCAAGGCUAUCUUCUUUCUCAAACAAAUGCGAGAAGAUUUCUGAAGUAACGCCAGGAUACGAAUAUCCAAAACCUUCAACACCGUUCACAGAACAGCCGCGUCCGACAAUAUCCCCUAGACCCCAAUGUGCACCUGGUCAAUCAUUAUCCCCUUCGGGACAGUGUGUCUACCCUUCUAGACCGGGAUCUCCAACAACAGGACCGUCUACGCCUAAGCCCUGUCCACCGGGUCAAGUACCUUCAACUUCGGGUUACGGCUGCGAAUAUCCAAAAACAACUCCUCAAGCGUCAUGUCCACCAGGCACUAAGCUAAAUAGCUUCACAAAACAGUGCGACAGAACUGCCGAAACAUCGACAGGUUAUGAAUAUCCUAGGCCUACUGCUCCAUCCAAGCUUGCAUGCGGAGCUGGAGAGACCUUAACACCAUCUGGGCAGUGCAUUCCCAUAAGACCAAUUGCUCCUCCGUCAACUCCUAGACCAUCUUGCAAGCCCGGGCAAGUGCUUUCUUCUUCUGGAGAAUGCGUUUAUCCAACCAGUUCUACACCCAGACCACCCUUUGGACCAACAACGGCUAAACCAUGUCCGCCUGGUCAAAUCCCUCUACUUCCGGGUUUGGUUGUGAAUUCCCCCGAACACCGGUGCCAUCUUGCCCUCCAGGUACAAAACUUUCACCAUUCACUAAAGAAUGCGUACAAACACCAGGUAAAUCGACAGGUUACGAAUAUCCAAGACCUACUGCUCCUACUACGCCACAAAAAUCAAAACCAACAGCAGCUCCUGGGGCUCAGUGCGGUCCUGGACAAUCAUUGUCUAAAACGGGACAAUGUAUCGCUGUGUCGACAUCAACACCCAGACCAACUGGCGUAUCUUGUCGUCCAGGUCAAGUACUUUCAGCCUCCGGUGCUUGCAUAUACCAAACCGCAUCAACGUCAAGGCCUACUUACGGUCCGUCUUCUCCUAGACCAUCCUGCCCACCAGGUCAAAUACCGUCCGUAUCUGGUAUUGGUUGCGAAUACCCGAAAGGGCCUACACCAUGUCCUCCAGGAUCAAGGCUAUCUUCUUUCUCAAACAAAUGCGAGAAGAUUUCUGAAGUAACGCCAGGAUACGAAUAUCCAAAACCUUCAACACCGUUCACAGAACAGCCGCGUCCGACAAUAUCCCCUAGACCCCAAUGUGCACCUGGUCAAUCAUUAUCCCCUUCGGGACAGUGUGUCUACCCAUCUAGACCGGGAUCUCCAACAACAGGACCGUCUACGCCUAAGCCCUGUCCACCGGGUCAAGUACCUUCAACUUCGGGUUACGGCUGCGAAUAUCCAAAAACAACUCCUCAAGCGUCAUGUCCACCAGGCACUAAGCUAAAUAGCUUCACAAAACAGUGCGACAGAACUUCCGAAACAUCGACAGGUUAUGAAUAUCCUAGGCCUACUGCUCCAUCCAAGCUUGCAUGCGGAGCUGGAGAGACCUUAACACCAUCUGGGCAGUGCAUUCCCAUAAGACCAAUUGCUCCUCCGUCAACUCCUAGACCAUCUUGCAAGCCCGGGCAAGUGCUUUCUUCUUCUAGAGAAUGCGUUUAUCCAACCAGUUCUACACCCAGACCACCAUUUGGACCAACAACGACUAAAACAUGUCCGCCUGGUCAAGUUCCUUCUACUUCCGGGUUUGGUUGUGAAUACCCUAGAACACCGGUGCCCUCUUGCCCCCAGGUACAAAACUUUCACCAUUCACUAAAGAAUGUGUACAAGCACCAGGUAAAUCGACAGGUUACGAAUAUCCAAGACCUACUGCCCCUACUACGCCACAAAAAUCAAAACCAACAGCAGCUCCUGGGGCUCAGUGCGGUCCUGGACAAUCAUUGUCUCCAACGGGGCAAUGUAUCGCUGUGUCGACAUCAACACCCAGACCAACUGGAGUAUCUUGUCGCCCAGGUCAAGUACUUUCAGCCUCCGGUGCUUGUAUAUACCAAACCGCAUCAACGUCAAGGCCUACUUACGGUCCGUCUUCUCCUAGACCAUCCUGCCCACCAGGUCAAAUACCGUCCGUAUCUGGUAUUGGUUGCGAAUACCCGAAAGGGCCUACACCAUGUCCUCCAGGAUCAAGGCUAUCUUCUUUCUCAAACAAAUGCGAGAAGAUUUCUGAAGUAACGCCAGGAUACGAAUAUCCAAAACCUUCAACACCGUUCACAGAACAGCCGCGUCCGACAAUAUCCCCUAGACCCCAAUGUGCACCUGGUCAAUCAUUAUCCCCGUCGGGACAGUGUGUCUACCCAUCUAGACCGGGAUUUCCAACAACAGGACCGUCUACGCCUAAGCCCUGUCCACCGGGUCAAGUGCCUUCAACUUCAGGUUACGGCUGCGAAUAUCCAAAAACAACUCCACAAGCGUCAUGUCCACCAGGCACUAAGUUCAAUAGCUUCACAAAACAAUGCGACAGAACUUCCGAAACAUCGUCAGGUUAUGAAUAUCCUAGACCUACUGCUCCAUCCAAGCUUGCAUGCGGAGCUGGAGGGACCUUAACACCAUCUGGGAAGUGUAGUCCCAUAAGACCAACUGUCCCCCCGUCAACUCCUAGACCGUCUUGCAGACCCGGGCAAGUGAUUUCUUCUUCUGGAGAAUGCGUUUAUCCAACAAGUUCUACGCCCAGACCACCAUUUGGACCAACAACGACUAAAACAUGUCCUCCUGGUCAAGUUCCUUCUACUUCCGGGUUUGGUUGUGAAUACCCCAGAACACCGGUGCCAUCUUGCCCUCCAGGUACAAAACUUUCACUAUUCACUAAAGAAUGUGUACAAGCACCAGGUAAAUCGACAGGUUACGAAUAUCCAAGACCUACUGCUCCUACUGCGCCACAAAAAUCAAAACCAACAGCAGCUCCUGGAGCUCAGUGCGCUCCUGGACAAUCAUUGUCUGAAACGGGGCAAUGUAUCGCUGUGUCGACAUCACCACCUAGAUCUACUGGACCAUCUUGUGGUCCUGGCGAAAUACUAUCUGCCUCUGGUACCUGCAUAUACCAAACCCCAUCUACAUCAAGGCCUACCUUCGCCCCGUCCACCGCUAGACCAUCCUGCCCACAAGGUCAAAUACCAUCAGUUUCUGGUAGCGGUUGUGAAUAUCAGAAGGGACCUACAGCGGUCCCGUCGUGUCCUCCAGGUACGAGGCUUUCUCCUUUCUCAAAUAAAUGCGAGAAAGCUCCUGGAUAUGAAUAUCCAAAGCCAUCAACACCCUUUACAGAACAGCCACGUCCGACGAUAUCACCUAGGCCUCAAUGUGGACCUGGUCAGUCUGUAUCCCCUUCGGGACAAUGCAUUUUUCCUUAUAGUCCGGGAUCGCCAACGCUAGGACCAUCAACAACUAGACCCUGUCCACCAGGUCAAGUUCUAUCUGCUUCAGGAUAUGGCUGCGAAUAUUCUGAAACGAAAACUCCUCUUCCUUCAUGUCCCCCUGGUACUAAGCUUAACAGUUUCACAAGGCAAUGUGACAAAACGUCUGAGACAUCAACUGGUUAUGAAUAUUCGCGACCCACUACUCCAUCUAGGCCUCAAUGUGGGCCUGGUGAAACACUAACGCCAUCUGGAAACUGUAGCCCCAUAAAACCGAACGGCCCACCGUCCACUCCUAGAUCAUCUUGCAGACCUGGCCAAGUACUAUCCUCAUCUGGAGAAUGUACAUACCCAACUAAUUCAACACCAAGACCACCUUUCGGACCAACAGCAGCUAAACCUUGUCCUCCUGGCCAGACUCCUUCUUCUUCCGGAUUUGGUUGUGAAUAUCCACGCACACCAGUUCCAUCUUGCCCUCCUGGUACAACGCUUUCGCCAUUCACUAAAGAUUGCGUGCAAGCUCCCAGUAAGUCUACUGGUUACGAUUAUAAAAAACCAACUACUACUGAAAGACCAAAACAGACAGUAACACCUACAACUCAAUGUGGUCCUGGACAAUCAUUGUCUCCAACGGGUCAAUGUGUUACUGUAUCAGUAUCAACGCUUAGACCAACUGGAUCAUCUUGCGGGCCAGGUCAAGUGCUUUCACAAUCUGGUGCAUGCGUUUAUCAAACUGCAUCUACGUUCGCACCAUCCCCAUCUAGAACGACUUGCCCAUCAGGACAAGUGCCGUCUGCUUCAGGUAGAGGCUGUGAAUAUCCAAGAGUACCAACUCCAGUCCAAACAUGUCCUCCAGGAGAAAAGCUUUCUUCCUUCUCGAAUAAAUGUGAAAAGAUUCCAGGAAUAACUCCAAGUUCACAAUACCCAAAACCACAGUGCGGGCCCGGUGAAUCAUUAUCUCCAUCAGGGCAAUGCGUUACUCCAUCUGGGAGUAAAUAUACACCGCCCACACAACAUGGUUACCAAUACCCAAGACCAACUACACCUUUCCCUGAAAGACCUCGUCCGACACCUGGACGACAAUGUGGCUUAGGUCAAGUAUUAUCUUCUUCCGGACGUUGUGUUACUGCACCUGCUGUACCUUACAGACCUUCUCAACCAACGUCUACUAUAAGUCCAUCGUGUGCGCCUGGUCAAAUAGUAUCCGAAUCAGGAAUUUGCUCGUAUCCAACUAGGCCAUCAUUUAGUCCAUCCACUCCUGCAGUUUGUCCAGCUGGCCAAGUGCCUUCCAGUUCAGGAUUAGGAUGUGAAUAUCCACCGAGACCUACAACCUAUCGUCCAAGUGUUUCAACAGGUCAUGAUUAUCAAACAUCUUCUACUCCAUAUAGUUCUAAAUGUGCCCCUGGAGAAUCACUGUCGCCAUCUGGUGAAUGUAUUUCACAAUCCCGUGUGACACCAAAACCUUCCUGUGGUCCAGGACAAGUUCUAUCUUCAUCUGGUGCCUGCAUAUACGCAGUUGGUUCAACGUCUAGACCAACAGAGUACCAAAAACCAAUUACUCCAUUCCCAGAACGUGUUACACCAACAUACAAACCACAAUGCGCUCCUGGAGAAUCUUUGUCACCAUCGGGACAGUGCGUUACCCCUUCAGAACAUAUCUGUGGUCGAGGUCAAGUAUUGACUCCAUCUGGCGAAUGCGUUUCACGUGGAAGUAGACCAUCAUACGGGCCUACUACGCAAAAACCCUGCCCACCGGGACAGGUACCUUCUAAAUCAGGCACUGGCUGUGACUAUCGAAGCAAAACGGUUUCCUCAACAGUGAGAACAACUGAUUAUGAAUAUAAAAAACCAACUACGGCUUUGCCAUCUAGACCUCCAUGUGCUCCAGGAGAAUCAUUGUCGCCAUCCGGACAAUGUGUCACUCCAUCCCGUGAGGCUGCAAGACCACCAUACAGACCAUCUACACCAACAGUCUGCCCUCCAGGUCAAGUACAUUCUGCGUCUGGUUCCGGUUGUGAAUAUCCUGGACGUCCAGGGUAUCCGACAUCAGAACCAUCUACGGCUAAGCCUUGCCCUCCAGGUCAAAUACCGUCUACUUCGGGGGUCGGUUGUGAAUAUCCAAAACCACCGACACCUACUACUUACCGUCCUAGCAUUUCAACUGGUUACGGCUAUAAAAGACCAACAGCACCUUUCCCAGAACGCCAUCGUCCGUCAUCUAUGCCAGUUUGCGCUCCUGGAGAAUCCUUAUCUCCAUCAGGACAAUGUGUAACUCCAACAGGAGCUACUUCGAGACCUACUUGUGGCCCAGGACAAGUUUUGACUCCAUCUGGUGAUUGUGUGUCACGUCAGACUACAUCUAGACCGACAUACGGGCCAUCUACACGGAAACCUUGUCCACCAGGUCAAGUUCCAUCUACAUCUGGGUUAGGUUGUGAAUAUCUGAGUGGUCCUUCAACAGCUAGACCAUCAUUUCGACCAGGCGCAACAAAACCUUCUACAUAUCGACCUGUUCCCACAACACCUUUCCCUGAGCGGCAACAACCAACAGCAACGUCGAGACCUCAAUGCAAUCCUGGAGAGUCCCUUUCUCCGUCAGGUCAAUGUGUCACACCAUCUGGUGUCAUAACACGACCAAAAUGUGGACCAGGCCAAGUGCUUUCAGCAUCAGGUGUUUGUGUACCUCAAAGGGGUUCGACAUUUGGACCUACUACGCCUAAACCAUGUCCCCUGGGGAAGGUACCUUCUGCUUCAGGUCUUGGUUGUGAAUACCCAAGAGGUCCGGCUACUCCCACAUCGACAAGUUCUCCUAUAUAUUGUCCACCAGGUCAAGUGCCAUCAGUUACAGGCUCUGGAUGUGAAUAUCCAAGAGACCAAACAACAUUUACUCCUAAGCCAUCACCUGGAAUAACUCCUAAGCAAUGUCCACAAGGCCAAGUGCUAACUCCUUCAGGCUGUGAGCGUUCUGGAAUUCCUGGACCUACGACUUACCGCCCAGGGAUUUCAACCGGUUACAAAUAUCCUAGACCAACUCAACCAUUCCAAGAACCAGUCAAACCUACUCCUCCGACUCGCUGUGGUCCAGGUCAAACCCUAUCCGCUUCAGGUAUUUGCGUUUAUCCUUCUGGCACUCCAGCAUGCGCACCUGGUCAAACACGGUCUCCUUCUGGUGAAUGUGUAGACAAAGCCAUCACUACCUACAAACCCUCCUUCGGUACUUCUACUGUCAAGCCCUCUUGUCCACCGGGUCAAGUUUCCUCUAUUACAGGUGUAGGUUGUGAAUACCCCAUAGGGCCCACAACUUGUAAGCCUGGCCAAGUACUAUCUCCUUCUGGUGAAUGUGUAGACAAAACCAUUACUACUUACAAACCAUCUUACAGCACUUCUGCUACUAAGCCCUCUUGCCCGCCUGGCCAAGUUCCCUCUGCCUCAGGCUUAGGUUGUGAAUACCCUAGAGGUCCCACAUCUUGUAAGCCUGGUCAAAACCUUGCUCCUUCAGGUGAAUGUAUAGACCGACCUGUUUCUACUUACAAACCUUCAUCUGGUCCUUCUACUACUAGGCCUUUAGCAGCUUGCAAACCUGGCCAAAUACUUUCUCUUUCAGGUAUAUGCAUAGACCAAACCAUUUCUACAUAUAAACCUUCAUUUGGACCCACUUGCCCACCUGGUCAAGUACCCUCAGCUUCAGGUUUAGGUUGUGAAUACCCGCAAGGUCCUAGCCAAAGGCCUUCACCAUGCCCUCCUGGUCAAAUACUAUCUAGUUCGGGGUCCUGUAUACCCGCCUCCCAAAAGCCCUGUCCUCCAGGUCAAACUCGAUCCAGUUCUGGAAUCUGCGUCCAAACUACACUUCAUCCACACACUGUUAACCAUUUCACCACUACUAGCCCCAAAGUCAGACCAACAGGUGGAUACAGCUACCCAACUCCAACGCCGCCAUUUGGAUACCCUUCGUCCACGCCACUCGACACUAGUCAAAAUAAGAUCAACAAUCAGUACGCCAGUACAACGCAUGUGCCUAGGUACAGGCCACAAAGGCCGGGAGAAGGUCCUUCCGAAAAUCCAGACAACACCGUUGAUUCGGCGAACGCCAACAGUUUUUUCGUUCCCACAACCAGACAUCCAGUGACUGGAACCCAACCGUCUUACAACAGGCAACCAACAUUCACCGGAGGUCAACAGCCUAUUGAAGAAGCAUCUCCUCCUGUGGGUUGUGCCGCAGCAUUGCAGUGCGUCCAAGAGAUAUACUGUACCGCUGAUGGGUUCGUUUCGCCUGUUCCUGUGGUGCUCACCAAGGAGCAAGAGCUGCUUAGAGUUCCUACCACGACUUGCAAAGACAUCGAAACGGGCAUUAUCGGCAAAUGCUGCAGAGAUCCGAACUACAAGGACCCUUGGCCGUCGGCGAACUUGGUCAACGGCGUGGAUGACGGUCAAUACAAAGAAGACAACUUCUACGGACAAAGAGAGUUGGUCAGCAACAACAGACUGACUCGUGCCUCAAACUUGACUGGGGGCCCAGGUGUUCCACCUGCACUGAGGAGGUCUAGGAUAGAAGAGGCAAGGAGCAGUGGCGCCAAGUGCGGACAUAGGAAUUUGGAUACAAGUCCAAAAGGAGAGUCACCCCUAGAUGCUAACUUCGCUGAAUACCCAUGGCAAGCCAUGAUUCUGCGUGAUUCAAACAGAAGCUUGCUAUGUGGAGGUGUCAUCAUCAGGGACAAUGCUAUCCUGACAUCGGCACAUUGUGUGGAAGGAUUGGAUACCAACGACGUUCUAGCAAAAGGUGGCGAAUGGAAACUUGGAAUCGACGAAGAACCUUUACCUUUCCAAAUCGUCAAAGUUGGAGCUAUCAUACGACACCCCGAGUACAAGCCUGGCUCUUAUCACAACGACGUCGCAAUUUUGGUCUUGAGAGAAAAACUGCGAUUCACCACGAAUAUAGGGCCUUUGUGUCUGUCGCAGACCACGGAAAUAUCGCCUAAUAGCAAGUGUAAAUUGACAGGAUGGGGAAAGAGGAUUUUGCAAUUGCACGCGAGAGGAGCCAUCAUGCACCACAUCGACGUAAACGUUAUGGACAGUCAAAAGUGCCAGGAGCAACUCUCAGAUACAUUCAAGGAAUCUCUACCAAACUACUCGCCAAACAUGAUCUGUGGACAAUCGAAUAUAGACCAGUGCAAGGUGGACUAUGGAAGCGCUUUAGCCUGUGAGAACGACCAAGGUCACUACGAAUUCGCAGGAAUCUACACUUGGGACACGGGCUGUAAGCAAGAAGGACAAAUCGCUGGUUUUGUCAGACCUGACACUGACUGGAUCCAGACAACUCUCAGGAAACCAAUUAAGGAAUUGAAAAGGAUAGAAAGAGAAUACUUACGAAGUCAUUGAGAUUAAUUUUGUAUAGAUCUAGCAUAAAAGGGAAGUCUUUAGGCAACAGUAAUAGUAAUAUUUAUACCUUUGUCAGCAACAGUAACAUGUCAUCAAUUUGCUAUUACUAUUAUUAACUCUGUUUUUAUUCAAACAGUAUUUUGUUUGACAUAGAAGUCAAAAUUUUAGAGUUAGUAUCUAAUAGAAUUUUUAACUACAUCGUAAACUACUUAGUUCUUGCAAAUAAUUUAAAGGCGUUAAAUAACAUAUUUAUCAACAAUACGCUUAUAAAGUUAAGUGUAUUUUAUGAGAGGUUUUGAGAAAAGAUUACAGGAACUUCAUAGAUAUUUUUGUUGAGAUCGGCAUUUUAAUCAAUAUGUUGGAAUUAAAUCACAUUGUCAUCAUUUUUUGCAAAUACAAUUUGCUUUAACAUUUCUACAGGAUGAUUGAUUCUCUUUUUGGAAAAUCCAGGCAAUAUAGUGACCAUAACUUUAUAACCACAAGAUUCUGCAAAGAUGUCGUUUAAUCAAUGAGAUUUACAGCAGUAAUUUUAUUGUCUUCGAUAUCUCAACUUAGAGAAAAGAGUCAAAUAAUAUAAAAUAAGACCAGCAUCACAAUGGUGACAUUGUGAAUCCUCAAAAUGUGAUUAUACAGGGUGAUUCACAAGUCGUGACCAAAAAUGAAACAUCAUACACAGGACCGCAUUUUGAGGGGGGACUUCUAUGUAACAUUUUUCCACGAGGCCUUCAUUGAAAAGGUACGGGGCGUUGAAGUUUAAGAAUAAUUUUUUUUUAUAUCUUCAAAACCGUCAACUGGAAUGAACUAAAAUUUGGUAUGUGGAUUUACCUAAGUGUUGUCCACAUUUAAAGGUCUUUACCUGAAAUUAACAUGCAUCAGUAGCGGAUAUACGGAGGAUUAGCGGCAUUAUUUCCAAACAAAAAUAGUACGCCACUGCUUUUUUUUACGAAAACAGUGCGCUCUAGGAAUAGACACAAUAGUAAUCAUUUGUAGCAUAUUCAAGGAAAAAUUCGAAAAAUUGCGCGUUUCGAAAUAAAAACAGUGGCGUACGAUUUUUAUACUAAAAUGCGGUCCUGUGUAUGAUGUUUCAUUUUUGGUCGCGACUUGUGUAUCACCCUGUAUAAAAUAAAGGCUCCUUAAUCAUGAUAUUUAUACGACUAAACGCAACUUUAGAUUAUUUGUAAAGAUAUUACUGAUGUUUUUAUGCCAUACAGAUAAGUAGGUGCAUUAAGGCACAAGGUACGUAGACAUGUACUUUUAAGAAAUAUUUUUGGUGUCAUAACAUUAGAGAUAGUUUUGGCUAUUGAAAAUACAGCAGACGUAAAUAUUAUCUGACAUUUUGAUCCAUGUGUAACAAAUGUCAAAUAAGGGUAACGUUUACGUAUGCGGUAUUGGUGACUGCUAAAACACUAUUUUUAGGCAAAAUGGAGUACUGCACUCUUGCUAGCUCGACGUAAGUGCAAAUGUGUUAAUUUUAAUUUUAUGUGAUACAGUUAGUAACGUCAGGUUUAUUUAUUGAAGUGUAUUCAUGUGCCAGUAGUCCGCAUUCAUGUUACCUAUUUAAUUAUAAAAGUUCUCGUGUAAAUUAUUACUGUGUAAAUAACAAUUUAAUAUUAUUUUCAUACUUUUGAUGUAUAAAGCUGUAGACGGUAAUAUUCUGUGGUAAUGUUAUGUGGAAUCAAAAUUUAUAAUAAAUAUAUAAAAGUA
Acanthoscelides obtectus is the source of this 16544-nucleotide messenger RNA. The record is from the annotation of a GenBank genome assembly. NCBI's taxonomy places the organism in Eukaryota, Metazoa, Arthropoda, Insecta, Coleoptera, Chrysomelidae.